Messenger RNA from Limulus polyphemus (Atlantic horseshoe crab), 6506 nucleotides. RefSeq names its product protein virilizer homolog (gene vir). The coding region runs from base 33 to 6320 and encodes 2095 amino acids. The transcript has 41 exons. Gene Ontology annotation, cellular component: RNA N6-methyladenosine methyltransferase complex. The record is from RefSeq and is a predicted model, not a curated record. NCBI's taxonomy places the organism in Eukaryota, Metazoa, Arthropoda, Merostomata, Xiphosura, Limulidae. Gene Ontology annotation, molecular function: RNA binding.
UACAGUUUCAGCAGUGUCUAAAUGCUGUCGCUAUGGCUGCUGAUGAAAGUGAGUUGUUGUUUUUUGACACGUUUUCUCAUGAGGCGAAUGAGGAGUUGAAUUUGGACUUGGUUAAAUUUCCUCGUCCUGUAUAUAUCUAUGAGAUCCGCAUCAUUCCUUUAGGUUCCAGAGUUCAAGCUGAUUUUCCUGGAGGAUAUAGACUUGGGGCAACAAAUCCUUCAUCAUUUCAUCUUGAGUUUUUUGUGAAUGAUCUAAGUAAACGAGAAGCAUGUACAUUUGCAAAAAUGGGAAGCUUUGAGUACAAGCAGAACAUAGACAUCCAGUUCCCAAUAACCACAAGGAUUCCUACUGAUGGUUUGGUGUUACAUGGCUGGUAUCGAACAAUCACAUUAGCUGUUUAUGGAGUUCUUACAAAAGUAACAAAAGAAAGAACUUCACCUCCACCUCCUCCUCCACAGCAGGUUGUGACCCAUCCACAGGUUAUAGCAAACAAAACAGCCGACACUUAUGAGCCUCAACGUUCAGAACCAGUAGUUACGUCUGUUAACUGGGAACGACCAGCUCCUCACCAAGAAGUGUUACCAGAACAACCACCUCCACCUCCUCAGCCUACUAGGGAACCUCCCUUGUAUGGUGAGCCUCCUCCUCCUUCAAUCUGUCCUGUAGAACAGCCCAUGACAAUAAAAUACAGUGAACCAGUUGCUACAUCUUUCACUGAGCAUCAUACAGUAGCAUCAGCAGCAGUCCCUCCUGCAGCUCCAGUUCCACCACCAGCUUCCACUUACAAUCAUUAUGAUGCUGCAAAUUACUCAAAAGCUUGGCCAGCUCAAGAGCACUCAUUUCAGCCUCCAGAAACUUACCAAGCAGAAACUUAUGCAAAUUCUACUUCCACCUGGGAAACUCAGCAUCCUACCAUGCAUGAGAUUCAACAUGAACAUCCCCUAUACAAUCAGCCUGUGGAACAUGAACAUAGGCCACCUGUUACAGAACUAGAGUGGGAAAAGGAUUCUCGUAUACAUGAAUACAGAGAAAGUGAAGGGAGUCAUCGAUUUGAAAAAGAAUUAAAACGAAGAGAUAAAGAUCACAGAGAAAGAGGCAGUAGCUGGGAGAGACACUCUCCAGAUGUUGCAGACAGAUAUAGUAGAGACAGAGACCGUGAUAGAGGUAGAGAAUCCAGUAGUCGUGAUCGUCACCGUGACCGAGAUAGGGAUAGAGAAAGGGGAAAAGAACGUAGUAAAGAAAGAGGAAGAGAUCGUGACAGGGGUAGAGAUUCUAGGCGUGAUAGAAGAUCAAGUUCUAGGUCGAGGGAUUCUAGUCGUGAAAGUCGUGGAUCUCAGCAUAGACCAGAAAGUAGACGCCCUUCUUCUCCCCCACCUUCCCCUUCCAGACACCCUCGACCUCGUACUCCUGAUGCUGCUUUCCCUGGAGAACCAGAGAAACUGAGUAGUGGGCCUAGAACUCCAAAAGAUGAUAAUGAACCUUCUGUACAAUCAACAGAACAAGUUGCACCUGUAACUAAUACAGAAGGGGAGGCUUUUGAAGUUCUUACACCUGAGCAAUCCCCUCCAGAACACAUUUAUAAUCUGUCAGAGGGGGAACUUCAAGAGGGAGAGCCUGUUGAAGAUGAUGAUGGGUAUGAAGAAAUUGUUAGUGAAGAAGAAUACAUGUCAGAUGGUGAAGAAAGGGCAUUAGAUAUGGUGGAUAUUGACUAUGAUAUUGGUGAUGACACUUGGAACUACAUGGCCAGUUUCAGUCCAUAUCAGUGUGAAUUCACUCCCUUACAGCAUUUUCAUGACCCUUCUUUAACACUGUAUGAAAUAACAAAGCUGAAAACAGUUUCUUUGAUUAAAGAAGGGAUUUCUGAAGAAUCUCAGAAGCUACUUGAUACUGUGGAGCAUUUUGUGGAUAAGGAGCAUUUGGAAAAGUGGGUUGAAGCUGUGGAGACUGUAGCAAAUACACAAUUGAUCCCUGGAUUAAGUGGCUUAAGGAAUCAUGAAAUGUAUCAAGUUGUUAUCCAGACCUUAAUUGAAUGGAUUCUCGAAGGACUUGAUUUUAAUGCUGCUUUAAAACAACCUCAGGCUGCUUACAAAGUGCGUCACAUGAAGGCUGGCAUUAGACUGGCAUCAUCACUGUUCUGUACUGACAAGCAUAUUGUAGAUAAGCUUCUGGAACUGGAAGUUCCAGCACACUUGUUGAAACUAUACAGUCAGCCCUACAUGACUCUGCCACUGAAACUGUUGAUCAUCAGAGCUCUAGAUGCAGCAGUUUACACAGCUGCUGGGAUGGAUCACAUUCUCCACCACCAGUGUAAGCUUCCACCACUAGAACAAGAUGAAAAACAUCUUUUCAAUGGAGUUAAGGAAAAUCCUAACAAUUUAUCAUUAGAAAAUAGCAAAGAAGAUGCCGGGGAAGUUUUAACAUCUGUUACGUGUUAUCAAAGACUAUUGGAAAUAAUGAUGAAAAAGCAGUCAACUCGUGCAACUGUAGCUGUGACGGCAUUAUUGAAGAAAAUACACACAUUUGAGGUUUUGUAUACCCUAAAGCAUUCUGUUGAAAGGGUGCUGGAACAGAGUGAAGAGUUGUUGGGAAAUGAAAACUCAGAAGAACAGGUGGUAGAACCAGAUGAAGAAAGCAAUGCUAUCAAAAAUAAUAUUGCUCUGGAAGAAGAAAUUUUGAACAUUGUUAAUGCUCUUAUUGAGAUAAAUAGCAUUUAUAGAAAUGCUAAACUGUUAAUUACACAGACCUUGAGAUGCCUUCCAGCAAGUACACAGUUCAUGCUAGCAGAGGCACCUUUUGACCCAUUUCCAGGAUUGUUUCGUCUUUUUCGUGAUUGUAAAUUGCUGGAGAGCUUAUUCGUCUUGGUUUCGUGCCCAUCAACAACAUGUUACUCAGUUGUUAUAAGGCUUGUAAAGGAAUUUUUGAUGAAUGUGGUCCAGUCUAAUCAGGGAAUGAUCUUCCUUCUGUCAGAUACUGAUCUUAUCAAUGGGAUUCAGAGAGCAUUGCUCCAGUUUUUGGAUGAAGGACGAGAUGAUUCAGCAGAUGAGAUUAUUGCCCAGCAUCUUGGUCUUCAACUUGUCUAUCGACUACAGGUCCUUCAGCUUGUGGAUCUUCUCCUAGCUUUUCAUGCCAAAAGUAAUUCAAAAGAAGAACUUGAUGACCCUGAAGCAGUACAUCUUCUUCACCAACUGUACACCAUGAUGUUUACUGUUGCUGGGAAAACUGCCUUGGUCCAUGUUUUAAGUUUGGAACAAAACUUGGAGGUUCUAAUACCAUUUGUUAAAGUUACAGGUCAAGAAGAUUUUGAUGCAAAACUCAGCAAAUCUGUUUGCUCUGGGUAUUCCACUGAGCUAUUACUCCUUCCUGUUCGAUAUUAUGAGAGUAUUGGCCUGCUAGAGAAGUUUGCUGAUAUUUUCUUUGAACUAAGCCAACAAGAGCCAACCCCAAAGUUGCAUGAACUGGCUUCCUGGAUGGCCCCUACCAGAAAGCUUCCUGGAUAUGGUUAUGAAGUCGUGGGACAACUGAUGGGAUAUAUUAAGAAAUACACAGAUGAGGCAAGUUCUUUACCACCAGAAUGUAUAACAACAUUACGUAUUCUACAGCAUUUGGCCAUAGCACCAUCAAAAGAACAAGGACAACAAGAACUUCGGUAUAAGUAUGUUAUCAUUCAGAUCUUUUCUAACGAUGGGAUGUCUGUUUUCUUAAGCAUGUUGCAGAAAAUAUGCAAUGUCUUUUUGAAACCCUCUCACCAAUCUACAGCUUUAGUUGGCCACCAGGGGUCCAUGGUUGUGGCAAUUAUAAAGCCAGUGGUGUAUAUCCUGCAUUCAAUGUUGAGUUAUCUGAUUUCAUGUCAAGGACCUGAUUUUAAGGACUUGACUGCUCUACCUGUAUUGUUACCUGUUCACACGCUAAUGAGCUUUGUUCCUGUUUCUUCAUUCUCUUACCCAUUGGCUCAAAAGGUUCAAACAAAAAUGAUUGAAAUUCUCCUGGCAUACACACAACCAAGUUUAGGCUCUGAAGAGUCUGAAGAAGCCCUGAAUAAAAGUCUUUGGACCCAGAUGAUUAAGGAACUGAUGGUCUAUACUUUAAAGUCCCCAGGCACUUAUGUUUCUGGUCUGAUCAUGCUGUCAGAACUUCUUCCACUACCUCUACCUCUUCAAACAAAAGAGCCACUAAAUCAAGAAGAAGUGACUCGAGCAGUCAAUAACAGAAAAUUAUGGAGUGCCCAUCUUCAUGCUCUUAGUGAUCAUGUCCAAGAAAUAAUAUCAUCAUUGGCUGCCACUAGUUGUCAACCUUUGCAACAGUUAAUACGACGUAUCUGUGUCCAGUUGUGUGAUCUUGCUGCUCCCUCUGCUCUUGUUGUUGUUAAAUCAGUUCUUGAUGAUCUGAUAACUAAGAUGGAAAAUCAGAAUCCACCUGCUGAUGUAAAAACAGAAACAGCGGCUGUUGAUAUAUCUCCAUGUAAUUCAGCCACUGCUAGAAUCUUAAAUCUUGUUGCAUAUCUGGUAUCUCAAGCUUCUUUCAAAAUCACCCUCAUCAGUAUUCUGGGAGGAAGUGUCAAGACUGCUGAGAAAUAUGGUGAAGUAUUGGAUAAACUACUUACUUUGUUACAUUUAUCAUCGGACAAGAUACCCCAUCUACACUCGCAAGAAUGUAUAGUGUCUAUUUUGCAGUCGCUGUGUGAUCCUGAUAUUGGAUUUAUUACUUUGGAGAAUGGAGCUACAGUAACUGAUACUGUAAGUUUGUGUCAUGAUGAGCUUACCAACUCACUGCCACCCAGAGAUCAGCUCAGUCGGAUCUGUAGUGCUUUAAUUCAGCAUGUAGGAGACCAUCAACAUCCAUAUGCUUCAGUACUUCCUUCCUUAAGAACUUUAGUAAUGCUAGCUGAACAUGACCUAGGGAUGUAUCAUUUAAAAAGUGGUUUUGAACAGAAUCCUAAAGCUCUUCACAGCCUUUUAAUACGCUUGGCAACAACCUUCACCAAAGAAAGUUCUGACUGCUUCUCCACGUUAUCCACUGCUCUGGAACUACUGCGUUUGAUGGUCCACGGUUUUGAGGAGUCACCUUAUCAAGGUCAGACAGCUCGAACACAGCUUCUGCCUAUUCAAGAGCUUGCUCGGCUGCUUGACUGGCAAGAAUCAACUUUGCCGGAACCUUCUGAUGAUAAUACUUCAGUAUCAAAAGAAAACAUCCACCCACUGUUGAAGUUGGAGAAUCUCUUUGCUGAGGUUCCAAGUGAUGAUGAAGCUGUAGAGAAUUUGCUGGAAAACCUUUCGGGAUUGGUUCAGCUACUUAAAGGUGUUACUAUUAAAGAAAAGACAGCAGAAAUGGUUGAGCCAUUGCUGUCCACACCUGACAGUUUGUCAGCACAGUUUGCUGAAAGACCUGUAUAUCAAGUAGGAGAUAUUGAAGAAGAGAGAUUGACCCCUGCUUACUGGUUGUCAGUUCCUGGUAUUGAAGACACAGACCAAGAAACAGAACAAAUAUCUUUAGAUUUUGUAUCCUUAGCUGAAAAGUACUGUUUUGAUUUGGAUAUCAGAACUAGUCUCCAGCAACUAUGCCUUUCAAAGGAUUUGGAACCAGAAACACAAAUAAAGAAGAAAAUGACAGCAAACUCUUUGGGUAAACGAAAGCAUCAGCCUUUUACUAAUUCCAACCGAGGAGAGAACCAAAGUAAAAGACCUUUCAUUGCACCUAUGAGAGGCCGUGGAUUUGGUAGAGGCCCCAUUCACUCUACAAGGACCAAUGAUCCCUUUCGUUCCAGGCCUCCAAACACCAGUCGACCUCCUUCCAUGCAUGUUGAUGAUUUUCUUGCCAUGGAAAUUCAUGGUCCAACAAAUCCUCCAGGUCCAAAACGGCCUGGAAUCAAGGAUGCUGGACGUGGUCGAGGUCGUGGUUUCGAAGGUGGUCGUGGUUUCGGACCAUCUCGAGGGCGUUUCUUUACUCCUCCUGGACCUUACAACAGACGUGAACCUGGAAGGGGAUUACCAAGAGGAGCAGCCACCCGUGGAAUGCCUAGUCCUUGGGUAGCACGAGGGGGUCCUGGCUCUGCUGGAAAACUUGGUGGACCUGGAAUGCGUGGAUUUGGAAGAGGAGGCCACAUGGAGCCACGCCCUACAGCACAAAGGCUAAGAGAUCCCUAUGGUCCAGGGUUAGGGAGUGGACGCUUUACACGUGGAGGACGAGGAGGACAAUCAGAUCCAAACCACUGGUCAGAUCUUAGAAGUAAAGCUCAGGACCAAAGGUUUCAGCCACCUAGUGGAUCAGCUAGAGGAAGACGAGAAAACAGCAGUAGCAGACAUGCUCGAGCUUUCACCCGAUAAGUUUUUAUACAUGUUGAACUACUCAUUCAUAUUGUUUUAAACCCUAAUGAACAUUACCACAGUGUAGUUACACUUACAAAGUCAUGUACAGUAUUACAUGGGGGAUACCAUCCACUGCUUUUGAUAAAUAUUCAUGUAUUGUUUAAUAUGUCAUUAAUGGUAAUCUAAUAAAACUUUUCAAGACAA